AAAAUCUGGACACAUUGCUGACAAACAGUUUGUGAUGAGGAAUUCGGUACUCACCGAUCUAUUUGAUAACGAUCCUCAUAUCAGGACGGUCCAUCAUAUAUUUGUGGCAAUAUCUAUAUGCUUUGGACUCCAUACAAUGGCUCAUGAUUAUUUCAUGAAAAAUGAGGUGCAUUCAGGAUUCACGUUGAUAUUUUCAGGUUUUGCGAAAUUUCAUAUGGUUCUACGUUCCUGGGUUGAACUCAUGUUGAUUAACUGUUUGGGCUAUGCAUUUUUUGUUAUUUGGGCUAAAACGAGAACAUAUUAUUUCAACAGAGAAUUUCAAAAACUUUGGGACAUUAUCUGGCUGCUGACAUAUAUAGGAUACCUAAUAAUCACUUACAAAAGGGCUGAAUUUUUUGUUAACACUUUCCAGCUUCCUCCUCCUUCAGCUUGUAUCAUUCUUCUGGAGCAG
Messenger RNA from Leptinotarsa decemlineata (Colorado potato beetle), 451 nucleotides. Its product is annotated as isoaspartyl peptidase/L-asparaginase. Gene Ontology annotation, cellular component: cytoplasm; endoplasmic reticulum membrane. Gene Ontology annotation, molecular function: asparaginase activity. The record is from RefSeq and is a predicted model, not a curated record. Lineage: Eukaryota; Metazoa; Arthropoda; Insecta; Coleoptera; Chrysomelidae. Gene Ontology annotation, biological process: cholesterol metabolic process.